GCGUCGAUGUCACUGACCCAGCGCCGUCGUUGCGAGGUCGUCAAUGUCACGCUAUAUGAUGCGCACAUAAAGGUUGGCUAUCAGGAGGGAUCGGCACGUCAUGACGAAGGUGAGUCCUAUGUGAUGCUUAUCAAGGAGUAAUGAAAUUUGGUAUGGAUCACAUCAGCGUCAAAACGAGAACGUUGGGGCCUUCAACAAGCUUGUAUAUCAGGACUCCAGGAUGCACGUGUAAAGAAGGUUGGGAUACCAGAACAGUUGAGCGGUUCAUGGGUCCAGAUGAGUAUAUGUUUGUUUGUUGCUUUCUUGUUAAGCAGGAGUGAAGAUGAUAUUCACAUGUCAGCCUUGAUCUUGCCAAGUCAGCAUCAGUGUUGCCAAAUGAGCAUCAGUGUUGUCGAGUCAGCAUGAGUGUGGCCAAGUCAGCGUCGGUGUGGCCAAGUCAGAGUCAGUGUGGCCAAGUCGACACUCAAGGAUGCACGCAUAAAGAAGGCUGGGCCAGUCAGGUCAGAUCAGCGCUUCACAGUGCAGGUGAGUCUGUACGAUGGUUUAUUGUAUUGUAACGCAGGAGUCCUGAGUGAAGUUGAUAAAUCCGCAUCAGCGUUGCCGAGUAAGCACCAGUGUGCCGAAGUCAGCAUCAGUGUGGCCAAAUCAACACUCCAGGACACAGACUGUGUGGACGAGUCUGUAUGAUGCUUUCCUGUAAAAGCAGGAGUCCUGAGUGAAGUUGAUAAAUCCGCAUCAGUGUUGUCGAGUCAGCAUCAGUGUGACCAAGCUAACACUAGAGGAUGCACACAUAAAGAAGGCUGGGGCAGUCAGGUCAGAUGAGCACUUCACGGUGCAGUUGAGUCGGUACGAUGCCUUCUUGUCGCCAAGUCAGCAUCAGUUCAGCCAAGUCAGCAUCAGUGUCGCCAAGUUAACACUACAGGAUGCACACAUAUAGAAGGCUGGGGUGGUCAGGUCGGAUCAGCGUUUCGCGGUGCAGGUGAGUCUGUACGAUGCUUUUAUGGAGGACUGACAUUUCAAAUUUGAUAUUGCCAUAGCAUCAGUAUAGGGAAAUCAGCAUUUCAAAUUUGAUAUUGCCAGGUCAGCGUCAGUCUUACCAAGUCAGCACUCCAGGAUGCGCGCGUGAAGGUUGGCGUGUAAGGACAGACGAGCGCUUCAUGGUGCAGGUCAGUCUGUAUGAAGCGAAGCAAUCCUUGGCUUGGAGGGGGGGGGGGGAGGUUGGCGUGCAAGGACAGAUGAGCGCUUCAUGGUGCAGGUGAGUCUGUAUCAUGCUUUUUAUCGAGGACUGAAAAUUUCAAAUUUCGUCGUGAAGGUUGGCGAACUUGGCAUGUAAGGACAGAUAAGCGCUUCAUGGUGCAGGUGAGUCUGUAUGAAGCGAAGUGAUCCUUGGUUUGAAAAAAAAAAAAAGGUUGGCGUGUAAGGACAAAUGAGCGCUCCAUGGUGCAGGUGAGUCUGUAUGAUGCCUUUUAUCUAGGACUGAAGUUUCAAAUUUCAUAUUUCCGUGUCAGCAUCAAUAGAGGGAAGUCAGCAUUGAUCUUGCCAAGUCAGCAUCGGUGUUGCUAUGUCAGCACUCCAGGAUUCACACCUGACGGUUGGCGUAUCAGGAUGAAUCUAGACUCAAUGGUCAACCGGAUGAAUCUAGACUCAAUGAUGGGCUGGAUUGUGAAGUUUGCAAGGUGCCAUCAAGCUAUACCAUCACGUCCAGGGCGAAAGUGGUUUAAAUCUCUUAAUCUGUCCCGGGGAGGUGGAGGAGGGGAAGAGGAAGAGGCCGAUGAGGAGGACAUGGCGAAGAAACAGGGGUUGGUGGACUUGGAGGAAGCAGAGGGGGAGACGUAUCGAGCACAGGACGGCGUGGCAGAAACGGGGGGAGAUGAAGGGGAGGGGCAUGGCCACAUCGACCACGACGCCAGGAGGAGGAGGAGGAGGAGGAUAGACCCAUCCAGCACAGAACCCCACAGGAAGGGGGAGGAGGAGUUGGUGGGUUGGAAUGGCGAAGGAGGAAGAGGUGAUGGAGAUGGAGGGAUUGCGGAGGAGCAGGAGGAGGAGGAGGAAGAGGAAGCGGGUUGAACUCUUAAUCUGUUAUCGUGAAAUCCUGACAAUGAGGUGGAGUCUAUGAUCUUCCCCCGACUAGAACGCAUGUAUAGACGUGCGGCAUCAAUUGUCUUCUGCAUAUGUGUGGGAACGUUUAGCUUGCAUACAGCAGCAACAGUAAAUGUGUGUUCUUCUCGGGCGAUGACGGCCCAUGGCCACCAGAAAAAAACUGCUUUCUCUCUGUUCUCUUUCCCUGAAUGGAUCACAUGUGCAUCAUGACAGUCAGUGGGAAAAAAAGGCAGAAAAAUUGCACAUAUACUAUUACAGUAAAUGUUCCCAACAUAC
Messenger RNA from Chara braunii, 2376 nucleotides. Lineage: Eukaryota; Viridiplantae; Streptophyta; Charophyceae; Charales; Characeae. The record is from the annotation of a GenBank genome assembly.